Messenger RNA from Eublepharis macularius, 2847 nucleotides. RefSeq names its product VANGL planar cell polarity protein 1 (gene VANGL1). The record is from RefSeq and is a predicted model, not a curated record. The coding region runs from base 266 to 1837 and encodes 523 amino acids. Gene Ontology annotation, cellular component: plasma membrane. Lineage: Eukaryota; Metazoa; Chordata; Lepidosauria; Squamata; Eublepharidae. The transcript has 8 exons. Gene Ontology annotation, biological process: multicellular organism development.
CCGGGCGCAGGAAGCGGAAAGCGGCGCGGCAGCUGCCGACCGAGAGGCCUCGGCUCCGUCCCACCGGCUGCAGCAUGCCGGGCAGGUAUAUGUUGAAGAUUAAGAUCCAUCCUUGCCUCCCAAGGACGGAGGGCUGGUAAUUGUGAUUGAUUAACUUUUUGGACUGGCAGCUGAUCAAGAAGAGUCUGAACUCUUCCUCUGUGGACCGAGUGACCCUUCUCAGGCACGAGACGUCUCCCUGCUCUUACCCACCUACUCCUUUGCCAUGGAUACAGAGUCCACCUACUCGGAAUAUUCCCACCACUCGAGUCACUCCAAAAAAUCUCAGAGACAAGGGAGCCGGGAUAGGCACAAAUCACCCCGGAGCAAAGAUAACAGUCAGUCGGAGAAGUCUGUUACCAUUCAGGCACCCCCUGCAGAGCCGUUAUUGGGGGAUGAUUCUUCUCGGAUGGAAGAGACUCAGGAUGACAACUGGGGUGAGACUACGACAGCCAUCACGGGUACCUCGGAGCGCAGCGUGUCCCAGGAGGACAUUUCCAGAAUCAGCAAGGACCUGGAGGACGGCGUCGGUUUGGACUGCAAGCGCUACCUUGUUUUCACAGUGGCUGCUGUCCUAGGGCUUCUAGUCUUCCUCACUCCCAUUGCCUUUAUUCUGCUCCCACAAAUCCUGUGGAGAAAUGAGUUGCAAGCGUGUGGCACGGCCUGCGAGGGACUCUUUAUCUCUGUGGCUUUUAAACUCCUGAUCCUUCUGAUUGGUACUUGGGUGCUCUUUUUCCGCCAGUCCAAGGCCAAUCUCCCGAGAUUAUUUAUGUUUCGCAUCCUCGUUUUGGUCCUCAUAUUUCUGCUGGUGUUUUCAUACUGGCUCUUUUACGGUGUUCGUAUUUUGGACUCCAAGGACCUCAAUUAUCAGGGAAUAGUGCAGUUUGCCGUGUCACUAGUGGACGCACUACUUUUUGUGCAUUAUCUGGCUAUUGUGCUGCUGGAGCUGAGGCAGCUGCAACCAAUGUUCACAAUCAAGGUGGUUCGGUCGACAGAUGGAGAAUCACGCUACUAUAGUUUGGGGCACUUGAGUAUCCAACGUGCUGCUGUGGUCGUUUUGGAAAAUUACUAUAGAGAUUUUGUGAUCCACAACCCAUUGGUGAUCACGGCUUCCAAGGCACGUGCUGCAAAACACAUGGCCGGUCUGAAGGUCUACAGUGUGGAUGGGCCCGAUAACAGUACUGCUGGUCAGUCCCGGGCCAUGAUUGCUGCUGCUGCUCACCGCCGAGAUUCCAGUCACAAUGAGCUCUACUACGAAGAAGCUGACCACGAACACAGGGUCCGAAAACGCCGAGCAAGGUUGGUGGUUGCAGUUGAAGAAGCGUUCACCCACAUUAAGCAUCUCCAGGCAGAGGAGCAGCAGCAGAAAGCCCCGGGAGAGGUGAUGGACCCCCGAGAGGCAGCACAAGCCAUCUUUCCCUCCAUGGCGAGAGCCUUACAGAAGUACCUCCGCACAACUCGGCAACAGCACUAUCACACCAUGGAGAGCAUCCUGCAACACCUGGCCUUCUGCAUCAGCAACAACAUGACCUCAAAGGCCUUCCUGGAGCGUUACCUCAGACCAGGUCCAACCAUGCAGUACGACAGGGACCGUUGGUUGUCCAAACACUGGACGCUCGUUAGUGACGACGCAGUUACCAAAGGAUUAAGGGAUGGUGUAGUGUUUGUUCUCAAGUGCUUGGACUUCAGUCUUAUUGUUAAUGUGAAGAAAAUUCCCUUCAUCAAACUCUCAGAGGAGUUCAUAGACCCCAAAUCUCACAAAUUUGCCUUUCGCUUGCAGUCUGAAACUUCCGUUUAGGGAGACGUGUGUAUGGGGGUACUAAGGACAGGGUAUUUUCCAGCUUUGUGCUUGCGGAGUUUUAUUCUUCCCUGUUGUUCUGACUGAAAAGAACAAGAGAUGGAUCAGGAAUAUUUUUGCCAUGUGCACUUUAUCUGGAAAGAAGAGGUAGGGGGGCAGUCUCUUCGGAAAGAUCUGAAGAGGAUCAGGUUAGUUUAUGUCAUCAGGAAUGAAUUCUUGACCUUGGGUUGUACACGUUGCAGCCGAUGUGGCAUUCCACUUUUCUUGACUUGUUGCCUUAGACAAGCAGGUGUAUGAAUUCUGCUAGCCCUGUGGCUUUCUACUUAAAGUCCUUGUUUGCUCAGCUUCCGACGCCAUCAGUUCAUUUCAGAUAUUUCAUCUCACCAUAGUUUGUGCUCAGCAUAGUUUAGGGACCAAUCCCAAAUUAGGGACCAAAGCCUAAUUUGAGCUUCCAAAAAUACCAGAUGUAAAACAUGACUUUGAGCUCUCGUUUUGCGUUCUAGGCUCUGUUUCCCAAAGUCUUGGAGUGAAACGAUGGGAUGGUGGUGUGACUGUGGUUUGUCGAAUCAGAUAUGAGAGUGUAUCAGGUGACAGUGAACUUGGCUGACCGUAUUUUGAUGGGAUGUUUGUAGUGAAGAUGGCAAAAGGGGCAAUUAGGGUGUGGGGUUGAGAUUGCUGAUCUGCUUCAUGUCUGGACCUUGAGGCAAAACGCAUCCACACAACUCCAGCUUUCCAUGGCCGGGAGAGGGAAUGGAAUCCGCAGCUGUUUCCUUCAGCUCAUACUGAGGCUGCUUGAAUCAUGUCCACUUGCUUGUUUCCCAAUAGUUAAGGGCAGGGCUUUUUUUCUGGGAAAAGAGGUGGUGGAACUCAGUAGGUUGCCAGCACAGAGGGCAACUCUUGGCGGGAGGUGGUGUCCCUGGUACCACAUGCGCAAAGUGCGCGCACAGUCCCAGGACCAAUGACGUCACUUUGGAUCAGCUGGAACAAGGGGGGAGCUUUUAAAAGUUUAA